ACCACCCUAUAAGACCGGUGUAGGGUCCAGUGGGAACGCUCAGUUGACCGGUUAAACCCCGUACGGUGACACAUCCAGCUUCGGUGCCAUUUCAGCAUUAGGACAGAGCACCCUAGAAUGGCGAACAGCUGGUUGCCCCUGUGCUGUGUACUGCUCCUAGCCAGCAUUGCAUCGUGCAAAGUGCGCCCUGCUAGGGAGGUGUCGGCGGUGCCGGCGAGUGAUCAAACGAAAGAAACGCGAAAUGCCGCUGUCCGUGAACCGGUGAAGUAUGAUGGUGCCCAGCUUUGGCGCAUCGCCUACGAUAGCCAACAGGAGAAGAAUGCGGUGGCAGAGUUACAGGAUCGAUUCGCGGCUUCGAUGUGGAACUUUAACGCGACGUCGGUGGAUAUCUUCGUGGCGCAGCCAACGAUCAAACAGGCCGAAUGCUUUCUCCGCUCAACGAACGUCUCGUUCGAGGUGAUCAUCGAGGAUAUGCAGCGGGCGAUCGAUACGGAAAACCCGUCACCCGAAGAGACGGACCUCUGGGAGAACCGUAACGGGCACCGCAUGACGUGGACGGCGUACCACCGGCUGGAGGACAUUUACGACUGGAUGGAGUACCUGGCCAAGACGUACCCGGACAUCUGCAGCACCAAGAGCAUCGGCCGGUCGGUGCAGGGCCGCGAGCUGAAGGUGCUGCGCGUUUCGAACGGCAGCCCGACCAACGCAGCCGUCUGGCUGGAUGGGGGUAUACACGCGCGCGAAUGGAUCAGCCCGGCCACGGUGACGUACGUCGCCGGGAACCUGGUCGAGGACUGGGACAACCAGCCGGCCUACAUCCGGGCGAUCGACUGGUACAUACUGCCGGUGCACAAUCCCGACGGUUACGAGCACUCGCACCAGUACGAUCGGUUGUGGCGCAAAAACCGGGGCGGCCUCCAGUACGGACCGUGCGCUGGCGUUGACCUGAACCGCAACUACGGUUACCGGUGGGGCGGCCAGGGUACGUCCAAGCAGCCCUGCUCGGAGAUUUACGCCGGUACCGGGCCGUUCUCCGAGCCGGAAACGAAGGCGGUGAGCGAGUUCAUGCAACAGUCGGCGGCCCGCUGGAAGGGUUUCCUGACCUUUCACAGCUACGGCCAGUACAUUCUGUAUCCGUGGGGGUACGAUCGUGUCGUGCCACCGGAUCAUGCCGAUCUGAAACGUGUCGGCGAUGCCGCGGCAGAGGCAAUUCAGCGCAGCAGCGGCAUGCGGUACACGGUGGGACCGUCCGGCAGUACGCUGUAUCCGGCGGCCGGCGGAUCCGACGACUGGGCCCGAGGUGCACUGAACAUCAAGUACGCGUACACGGUGGAGCUGCGCGAUACCGGACGCUACGGGUUCGUGCUCCCGGCAAGCCACAUCCAGCCCACCGGCGAGGAAGCGACGCAGUUCGUCGAUGCGAUUGCGCAAGAAGUGGCCAAACUGUAGCCUGUGGACGCCACGGGCCGCUUUUUGGCGAGACACUAGGUUUUGUUAGUGGUUAUAGUGCCCGUUUCGUUCGUUUGUUGGAACGAGGAAUGCUACGGUGAGCGGUCACCCCUUUCUAUUAUUGGAACCGUUGUGAUUAAGUAAGUAAACGAGCGCACACUCGGGCAAACUCGAGCGUCUGUCUGGGGGGAGGCGGUGCACGGUGGUAGAGAAACGACCUGAAAGAAACAAUCGCAGAAACAUACCUCCUCCGUCCGCUGCUCGACGGCCGCCCGUUCCGCGUCCUUCCGCUCGGCGUUAGCCAGAUC
Anopheles aquasalis is the source of this 1757-nucleotide messenger RNA. Its product is annotated as carboxypeptidase B-like. Gene Ontology annotation, biological process: proteolysis. Lineage: Eukaryota; Metazoa; Arthropoda; Insecta; Diptera; Culicidae. Gene Ontology annotation, molecular function: metallocarboxypeptidase activity; zinc ion binding. The record is from RefSeq and is a predicted model, not a curated record.